AUGAAGCAAUUUGUUGUUCUAUUGUGUCUUUCGAGCGCAUUGCUAGUCGCUGCUGCGCCACAGGGCUACAAGUAUCAGGCGCCAGCUCUGAGCGUGGGCAACUUGCGUCCACAGACGCCCAUCUCCAACAAUGGAAUAUACAAUUUGGGCCAUGUUGAACAGUCUGCGCCCAUUUCAACUAUAGUCAGCAACGUUGGCACUGCGCCUAUUUCCACCUUAGUCAACACUGUGGUGACACCUCAAGUGCAGCAGGUGCAGCAUGUGCAACAAGUGCAACAAUUGCAGCCACAACCAAUUGUCUACCAGCAGCAACAUCAACACCAGCAGCAAUUCGUGCAAACUGUUCAGCAGCCACAGCAGCAAUUCGUGCCACAGCAGCCACAACAGCAGCUGAUCCAGACUCAGUAUGUGCAGCGUCCUUCCAUUGUCACCAAGGAUAUUUACAUUCACUCUGCUCCCGAUGACACUGAGGAGCUGGUGCAGACUGCUCCACAGCUGGACAAUGUGCCCAUUCGCAAGAACUAUCGCAUUGUGUUCAUCAAGGCGCCCACACAGAAUCUGAAGCACACCGCCGCCGCCCUGAAGCGCGCUCAGGCCACCAAUGAGGAGAAGACUGUCAUUUAUGUGCUGUCCAAGAAGCCUGACAUUGCCGAGAUCCAGCAGCAUCUGCAGGUUACACAGACCGAGAACAAGGUGCACAAGCCUGAAGUCUACUUCAUCAAGUACAAGACCACCGAGGAGGCUCAGCGUGCCCAGCAGGAGAUUCAGGCUCAGUACGAUGCCUUGGGCGGUGCCACUCACAUUUCCGACGAAGGUGUCGCUCCCAUUACCAGCUUUACUUCAGGCGGCUCGCUCAACCUGAACAACAUUCUGCCACAGAACAUUCAGACCCAAACUGUUCACCAGAACCAAGGCCACAACAUUGUGCAGACCGCUCAGCGUGGAGAGGCCCUCCUCAGUCAGCCCAUUCAGCAGCAAAACAGCUUCACCCAGCACAGCUCCACCAUCAGCUCGAGCAGCAACUUUGGCGUUAACCAGCCAUCAAGGAAAUAUAUUCCAGCCAAGGCAUUCUAG
Molecule: messenger RNA, 1074 nt
Organism: Drosophila busckii
Lineage: Eukaryota; Metazoa; Arthropoda; Insecta; Diptera; Drosophilidae
Product: nuclear transcription factor Y subunit beta
Exons: 2
Coding region: 1-1074 (357 amino acids)
Source: RefSeq, a predicted model, not a curated record